CGGCGUUUGAGUGGCAAGUUGUUUGUUACAGCGAACACCAGCUGCUGCUGCGCCGGGCGCCGCGCUCCGCCGGGCGCUGUUUGCUUGUCCACCCCGUAGCUCGCUGCACCCCGCAGGUCCUCCCCAGGCCUCCUUUUUUAUUGCAACUUGCCAAGCUUCCUUUUUCUGGAUCGAGUACGAAUCAGCCUAGCACCGAGCUCCCGGUCCCCUUCCUUGGGCCGGUUGCCCCACAGCUUGGGGCGCGCAGGGGGCGGGGGCCGCGGCUCGUCCCCGUCCCCUUCCCCCCCCCCCCCCCACAAACUCGGGCCACCGCGGAUGAUCCGCCGUGGAGGAGCCCUAGGCGGACGAUGGAACUGCACAUUCUCGAACACCGGCUGCAAGUUGCCAGCGUCGCCAAGGAGAGUAUCCCACUCUUCACCUACGGCCUCAUCAAACUUGCCUUCCUGUCUUCCAAGACCAGGUGCAAGUUUUUCAGUCUGACUGAGACCCCUGAGGACUACACCAUCAUCGUAGAUGAGGAGGGCUUCCUUGAGCUGCCCUCGUCCGAGCACCUGAGUGUGACUGAUGCCACCUGGCUGGCCCUGAAUGUGGUGUCUGGUGGUGGCAGCUUCUCCAGCUCCCAGCCCAUCGGUGUGACAAAGAUCGCCAAGUCUGUCAUCGCCCCACUGGCUGACCAGAACAUUUCCGUGUUUAUGUUGUCCACCUAUCAGACCGACUUCAUCCUGGUGCGCGAGCGUGACCUGCCCUUUGUCACGCACACCUUAUCCUCGGAGUUCACCAUCCUCCGGGUUGUCAAUGGAGAAACAGUAGCGGCCGAGAAUCUCAGCAUCACCAAUGGCUUUGUGAAGCCCAAGAUGGUCCAGAGGCCAGUCAUCCACCCGCUAUCCAGCCCAAGCAACAGGUUUUGUGUCACCAGCUUGGACCCCGACACGCUGCCUGCCGUCGCCACUCUCCUCAUGGAUGUGAUGUUCUACUCCAGUGGAGUGAAGGAUGCCGUGGCUGCCAGUGAUGACUGUGGCCACAUCCGCUUCUUUUCCUUCUCACUCAUUGAGGGCUACGUCUCGCUGGUGAUGGACGUACAGACCCAGCAGAGGUUCCCGAGUCAUUUGCUGUUCACGAGUGCAUCUGGAGAGCUCUGGAAGAUGGUGCGGAUAGGAGGACAACCGCUGGGAUUUGAUGAGUGUGGGAUUGUAGCCCAGAUCUCCGAGCCCUUGGCAGCUGCAGACAUCCCAGCCUAUUACAUCAGUACUUUCAAGUUCGACCAUGCAUUGGUUCCAGAAGAGAAUAUCAGUGGGGUUAUCCAUGCCCUGAAGGUCAGUCAAGGAGGGAAGCGUUAGAAAAGGCUCCUCUCUG
This is a messenger RNA of Acomys russatus (golden spiny mouse), 1353 nucleotides long. RefSeq names its product cytosolic arginine sensor for mTORC1 subunit 2 (gene Castor2). Gene Ontology annotation, biological process: negative regulation of TORC1 signaling; cellular response to L-arginine. Gene Ontology annotation, cellular component: cytosol. Bases 348 to 1337 code for a protein of 329 amino acids. NCBI's taxonomy places the organism in Eukaryota, Metazoa, Chordata, Mammalia, Rodentia, Muridae. The record is from RefSeq and is a predicted model, not a curated record. The transcript is spliced from 9 exons.